Messenger RNA from Morus notabilis, 12453 nucleotides. Its product is annotated as serine/threonine-protein kinase SMG1. Bases 262 to 11676 code for a protein of 3804 amino acids. The transcript has 15 exons. The record is from RefSeq and is a predicted model, not a curated record. Gene Ontology annotation, biological process: nuclear-transcribed mRNA catabolic process, nonsense-mediated decay; phosphorylation. NCBI's taxonomy places the organism in Eukaryota, Viridiplantae, Streptophyta, Magnoliopsida, Rosales, Moraceae. Gene Ontology annotation, cellular component: nucleus. Gene Ontology annotation, molecular function: protein binding; protein serine/threonine kinase activity.
GGGUUUCAGAGAGACCCGCCAGUCCAAAGUUUCCGCCAGUCCAAACGGGUGGCCUUUUACACUUUUUAGAAAAGCAAAAAAGAACAGAAAUUGGAGGGAACGAAGAGAAGAGACCGUCAAGAAGAAGAAGAAGAAGAAGGAAAAAGCUCAUUCAUCGUGAGCUCAGAGCUAAAAGAAUACGAAAAAGUAGAAGAUAUUACAGAGUAAGAGGGAGAUGCGAAACGCCAUAGCCAGAGCUAGAACUGGCGAGGCAGAGAAACCAUGCAGGGACUUCAUCAUCAGCAGCAGCAGCUAGCCGCUCUCCUCUCCGCCGCCCUUCCCAAGGACGAUUCCCCAUCCUCCGCCGCGUCAUCAUCUUCUCCGGCGGCGGCGGCGGUAACUGGCUCUAGCUCUGACGCCGGCGAUGACUCCGCUCGGAUCGCCGCCCUUAACUCCCUCCACCGCGCCCUUCUCUUCCCUCACAACUCCCUCCUCGUCACCCACUCCGCCACUUUCCUCGCUCAGGGCUUCUCUCAGCUCCUCUCCGACAAGUCUUACUCAGUGAGACAAGAAGCUGCUGUGACAUAUGGCGCUCUUUGUGCCGUGCUUUGUUCGUUUCCUAUAACAUCAAAUGGCAGACAAAACCAUGUUUUACUUGGGAGUUUGGUUGAUCGGUUCAUCGGUUGGGCAUUGCCACUGCUGAGCAAUGUCAUUGCUGGUGAUGGGGCCACUGAAUUGGCAUUGGACAGCCUGCAGGAGUUUCUUAAUGUUGGAGAUGUUAGCGCGAUUGAGAGAUUUGCUCUGCCAAUUCUCAAAGCAUGCCAAGUACUUCUUGAGGAUGAGAGAACCUCCUUGAGUUUGUUGCACCAAAUUUUGGGUGUUUUGUGUCUGAUUUCAUUGAAAUUUUCUAGGACCUUCCAGCCUCACUUUCUCGACAUUGUGGAUCUGCUUUUAGGAUGGGCAUUGGUACCGGACCUUGCUGAACCCGAUAGACGGAUAAUUAUGGACAGUUUCUUGCAAUUUCAGAAACAUUGGGUGGGUAACUUGCAAUUCUCUCUCGGGUUGCUCUCAAAGUUCCUGGGAGACAUGGAUGCUUUGCUUAAUGAUGGAGGUCCUGGAACUCCUCAACAAUUUCGGAGGUUGCUGGCUCUCCUUUCCUGCUUUUCAUCGGUUUUGCAGUCUACUGCUUCUGGGUUACUGGAAAUAAAUUUAUUGGAACAGAUCAGUGAUCCACUUACCAGAAUGGUUCCUCGGUUGUUGGGGUGCCUAUCUAUCGUUGGACAGAAGUUUGGAUGGUCAGAAUGGAUUGUGGAUUUAUGGAAAUGUUUGACACUUUUGGCCGAAAUAUUAUGCGAGAGAUUUUCCACUUUUUACACACUCGCAGUUGAUAUCUUAUUUCAAAGCUUGGAAAUGAACUCUACUACCCCAUCAGUGGGAGCCGGGAAGAUUACCUCAUUUGAAGUUCACGGGAUUCUGAAAACGAACCUCCAGUUACUAUCUUUGCAAAAGUUUGGUCUCCUUCCAUCAGCUGUGCAGAAAAUACUGCAAUUUGAUGCACCGAUAUCUCAGCUGCGUUUACAUCCAAAUCACUUGGUUACAGGGAGUUCUGGUGCCACAUAUAUUUUUUUACUUCAACAUGGAAAUAAUGAUGUUGUUCAACAAGCAAUUACUUCAUUGAUUGAGGAGCUGGAAUCGCUGAAGGGCAUGAUAGCAAAAAGUCUUGGUUAUGUAGAUGGGUUCUGCAGUAUUGUAAAUUAUAAGAGCUAUUCAAAACUUGAAUUGUUUGCUCUAGUCAAGUUUGAUUUGAAAAUUUUGUUGACGUGCGUUCUAUUAGGUGGAGAUAAAAAUUUGGUUGGCCAACUAGACAUUGCAUCCUUAUAUCUUAGGAGGUCAGAAAACUUGAUCUCUUUUCUUAUGGAGAAAUUGAAUCCUUUUGACCUAGUUGUUCAGUCCCAUGCAGAGUUGCAAGUCAGUGUUAUCAAGACAUUGGACAGGUUAUCUGAAGUUGAAUUCUUGAGCAAGUCCUCUGCAAGAAGUCAGAAUAGGGGGCAAUCUUCUGUGGAAGUCAGUGCUGAAAAGAACCUUACUGAUAAAUGCUUCAGAAAUGAACAUUUGGGUGUCAUUAUAGAACACCUGAGGAAAUAUGAUAUUCUCUUUGUGAAAGCCCUCCACGUUUCUUCUCCUGUUGCAGUUAAAGUAGUAAUUCUAGGAUGGAUCCAGAGAUUCUGUGAGAAUGUUAUUGCUACUUACAGGAACUCAAACCUGAAGAAUUAUUUUGACGAAGCAUUUGGACAUGCAGGGACUAUUAGUAAUGUGGUUUUCUCAGUUCUGUAUUCUGCAUCUGACAGGGAACCAAUUGUGAGGUCACAUGUUGCAUUGGUUUUGAAGUUGCUGCUGCAGGCAAGGCUUGUGCAUCCUGUGUACUUUUAUCCUAUAACUGAAGUAGUCCUAGAAAAACUUGGUGAUCCAGAUAAUGAGAUAAAAAAUGCAUUUAAGAGGCUACUUGCUGAUGUUUUGCCAACUACAAUGUAUGCGUGUGGGCUGCAUGACUAUGGCAAAUCUACUUUGUCUAGGUCUGAUGUUCUUAAAUUGGGCAAUGGCUCCAAUUUGCACUGGAAGCAAGUAUUUCCCUUGAAGCAGCUGCAUCAUCAACUUCAUGCGCAACAACUUGUGUCCAUAUUAAGUUACAUUUCACAAAGAUGGAAGGUACCUCUUUCCUCUUGGAUCCAGCGUCUGAUUCAUAGUUGUCGGAGAUCAAAAGACUCUGUUUCAAAUCAACUUGAAGAAGCAGGAAAUUUUGGUGCUAAUGUUGUAUCGUUGGAUGUCAAAGUGGAUGAGGAUAUUCUUGAAAAGAAUUGCUCAGUUAAUAAUCUAGCUGGUGCUUGGUGGGCUAUACAUGAAGCGGCUAGGUAUUGUAUUUCCAUGCGUCUUCGAACUAACCUUGGCGGUCCGACCCAGACUUUUGCAGCAUUAGAACGGAUGCUUUUGGACAUUGCGCACCUUUUGCAGCUUGAUAAUGAGCAAAAUGAUGGGAACUUAAGUAUGAUAGGGGCUUCUGGUGCUCACUUGUUACCCAUGAGGUUAUUGUUGGAUUUUGUUCAGGCAUUAAAGAAAAAUGUAUAUAAUGCUUAUGAGGGUUCUGUUCUUUUACCCUUGUCUACUCGUUCAAGUUCCUUGUUCUUCAGAGCUAACAAGAAAGUCUGCGAGGAGUGGUUUUCUCGAAUUUGUGAACCAAUGAUGAAUGCUGGAUUGGCUCUACAGUGCAAUGACGCUACAGUUCAAUAUUGUACUCUGCGUUUGCAGGAGCUUAAGAAUCUUGUGACCUUAGCUUUGAAGGAUAAAUCUAGGGCCCAAGUAGCCAAUCACGUCCAAGGUAUCAGGAAUAGAUUUUCUGCAGACAUCAUGAGGGUUUUGCAUCACAUGGCAUUGGCUCUCUGUAAGAGUCAUGAAUCGGAGGCUUUGAUUGGCCUACAAAGAUGGGUUUCCAUGACAUUCUCUUCCUUGUUUGGGGAGGAAAACCAGUCUUAUGGCGACGGUACAAUUCUGGGGCCCUUUUCAUGGUUUACUGGACUUGUACAUCAGGCUGAAGGUCAGUAUGAAAAAGCUGCAGCUCACUUUUCUCUCUUGCUGCAAAGUGAGGAGUCACUCAGUUCUAUGGGUUCUGAUGGUGUGCAGUUUGUUAUUGCACGUGCGAUUGAGAGUUAUGCUGCUGUAUGUGACUGGAAGUCUCUAGAAUCCUGGCUAUUAGACUUGCAAGCACUUCGUGCGAAGCAUGCUGGGAAGAGUUACUCUGGUGCUCUGACCACAACGGGCAAUGAAAUUAAUGCAAUUCAUGCACUGGCACGUUAUGACGAGGGUGAAUUUCAGGCCACAUGGGCAUGCCUUGAUUUGACACCUAAAUGUAGCAGUGAGCUCACACUUGAUCCCAAGCUAGCCCUGCAAAGAAGUGAGCAGAUGCUUUUACAGGCAAUGCUUUUGCAAAAUGAGGGAAAGGAAGAAAAAACUUCUCAUGAAUUGCAUAAGGCCAGAUCAAUGUUAGAAGAAACAUUCGCUGUUCUGCCUCUUGACGGGUUAAGGGAGGCUGCUGCAUAUGCCAUCCAGUUACAUUGCAUCGUUGCGUUUGAGGAUGGUUAUAAGCUUAGAGGCAGCCAAGAUAAAUUCAAACAACUACCACCGAUAUUAUGUUCACAUGUCGAGUCCACAUUAUCCCCAUCAAAUAGAAUUUAUCAAGAUUGUAAUCAAUGGUUAAAAGUUCUUCGGGUUUAUCAAACGAUUUUACCGACUUCUCCAGUUACUCUUAAACUCUGUACUGAUUUAUUGAGUCUAGCCUGUAAAAAGAACAACAUAAUGUUGGCUACUCGUCUGGAGAAAUAUCUCAAGGAUCACAUACCGAGUUGCUCUGAGGUAAAAUAUCGUGAUUUCCUCAUUUCAUAUUUUCAGUUUGAGGACUCAAUGCUACUGUAUGCUGAAAAUAAAUUUGAAGAUGCUCUCACGAGCCUUUGGUCUCUUGUCCGCCCUUAUGUGGUCUCUCCGGCAUCUCUAGUUUCUGACGCCGAUGAUAGCUUUUUAAAAGCCAAGGCAUGCUUGAAACUCUCACGCUGGUUGAGGCGCAGUUAUUCAGAGCCGUGGCUUGAUAAAAUUGUGCCGGUGAUGCUUUCAGAUUUCGAGGCUUCUUUUGACAGCGAUAGACCUGCCUUCGACAAUGAAAAUGUAAACCGUGGCCUGACUGUAGGUCCUAUAAUUGAGGAAAUCGUGGGCACAACUACAAAAUUGUCUACUCUCCUUUGCCCAACUAUGGGUAAGUCAUGGAUUUGUUAUGCUUCCUGGUGUCUUAGUCAAGCAAGAGACUCUCUUCUCAACCCUCAAGGAAAUGUCCUCCACACAUGCUCGUUUUCUCCUAUCCUCACCCCAGAGGUUCUACCUGGAAGAUUUAGUUUAGCUGAAGACGAGAGCAUAAGAAUAGAAUCUAUGAUUGUGCAGCUGUUGCAGCACAAGUUUGCAUGUGAUGCAGAGGGUUCUAAAGACGAACAAGGAGAGUUGAAUUUCUCUCUUAAUUCUGCUGUACAUUUAAGGAAUGACAACCUUGUGAAGGCUUUGGUGCAGCAAGUAGUAAAUGUCAUUGAAGCUUCGGCAGGAGCACCUGGUGCAGAAAACUUAAGUGAUGAAAGCUUGUCAGCUACUCUAGCUUUUAAGUUAAAGGUUUGCUUCCUGCAUACAAAUUUUGGCUUAAAUGAAUCUGAGAUAUUAUCUGUAGUUGAUGAUUUAGUUGAAAUUUGGUGGUCUUUGAGGAAGAGAAGAGUCUCACUCUUUGGGCAUGCAGCUCAUGGGUUUAUACAAUACCUUUUGUAUUCAUCUGCCAAUAUUUGUGACGGUCAAUUAGCUGGAUUCAAUUGUGAGCCUUUGAAACAAAAGACCGGCAGCUAUACCAUGAGGGCUACUUUAUAUAUCCUGCAUAUUCUUCUCAAUUAUGGGGUGGAGUUAAAAGAUACACUGGAACCAGCUCUCUCAACUGUUCCUCUGUCACCAUGGCAGGAUGUUACACCACAAUUGUUUGCUCGGCUAACUUCUCAUCCUGAACAAGUGAUUCGGAAUCAGUUGGAGGGCUUAUUGAUGAUGUUGGCCAAGCAAUCUCCAUCAUCCAUUGUUUACCCAACACUCGUUGAUGUGAAUGCAAAUGAAGAAAAGCCUCCAGAGGAACUACAACACAUACUAAGUUGUUUGAAUGAACUUCAUCCAAGAUUGGUUCAGGACGUUCAGCUUAUGAUAAAUGAGCUUGGAAAUGUCACUGUUCUUUGGGAGGAGCUGUGGCUUAGUACACUUCAAGAUCUUCACUCAGAUGUGAUGAGGCGUAUAAAUCUCUUGAAAGAGGAAGCUGCACGAAUUGCAGAAAAUGUCACUCUCAGCCAGAGUGAGAAGAACAAGAUAAAUGCUGCUAAAUACUCUGCUAUGAUGGCUCCCAUUGUUGUGGCCUUGGAGCGUCGCUUUGCUUCUACAUCUCGAAAUCCUGAAACACCUCAUGAAGUGUGGUUCCACAAGGAGUAUAGGGAACAAUUGAAAUCCGCCAUCUUAACUUUCAAGACGCCUCCUCCAUCUGCCGCAGCACUUGGUGAUGUGUGGCGACCAUUUGAUAACAUUGCUGCAUCCUUAGCAUCUUAUCAGAGGAAGUCAUCAGUUUCUUUAAGAGAAGUUGCACCGCAACUUGCUUCCUUAUCAUCUUCCGAUGUUCCAAUGCCUGGUCUUGAAAGGCACGCCACAAUAUCUGAACCUGACAUAAGCGGUGCUGGUCACAAGGGGAUUGUUACAAUUACUUCUUUCUCGGAACAAGUGGAAAUCUUGUCAACCAAAACUAAACCGAAGAAACUUGUUAUACUUGGUUCUGAUGGUCAAAAGUACACGUAUCUUUUGAAAGGAAGGGAAGAUCUGCGCCUUGAUGCCAGAAUCAUGCAGUUGUUGCAAGCUAUAAAUGGUUUUUUGCGUGCAUCUCCUGAAACUCAUCGUCAUUCUGUGGGGGUUCGCUAUUAUUCUGUGACUCCUAUCAGUGGCCGAGCUGGUCUAAUUCAGUGGGUUGAUAAUGUGUUAAGUAUAUACAGUGUCUUUAAGUCCUGGCAAAGCCGCGUUCAACUGGCUCAGCUCUCAGCAAUUGGCGGUGGCAAUUCAAAAACUUCUGUUCCUCCACCAGUUCCCCGACCAAGUGAUAUGUUCUAUGGUAAAAUUAUACCUGCGCUCAAAGAUAAAGGCAUAAGGAGAGUGAUCUCACGAAGAGACUGGCCUCAUGAAGUGAAGCGUAAAGUCCUCCUUGAUCUAAUGAAGGAGACCCCGAGACAGCUUCUUCAUCAAGAACUAUGGUGUGCCAGUGAAGGUUUCAGAGCCUUCACCUCAAAACUAAAAAGGUAUUCUGGAAGUGUUGCUGCUAUGAGCAUGGUGGGCCACAUUCUUGGCCUGGGGGAUAGGCAUUUGGAUAACAUACUUGUCGAUUUCUUCAGUGGUGAAAUUGUACAUAUUGAUUAUAAUGUUUGUUUUGACAAAGGGCAAAGACUCAAAGUCCCAGAGAUUGUUCCCUUCCGUCUAACCCAGACCAUUGAAGCUGCACUAGGGCUAACUGGAAUAGAAGGCAGCUUCAGGGCAAAUUGUGAAGCAGUGAUUAGUGUUUUGAGGAAGAACAAAGACAUACUCUUGAUGUUACUUGAAGUUUUUGUCUGGGAUCCACUCGUGGAAUGGACUCGGGGAGAUUUCCACGAUGAUGCUGCAAUUGGUGGUGAAGAAAGGAAGGGCAUGGAGUUGGCUGUUAGCUUAAGUUUAUUUGCAUCUCGAGUGCAGGAAAUCCGUGUCCCCUUACAGGAACACCAUGAUAUUUUAUUGGCUACCAUACCAGCUGUUGAAUCUGCCCUCGAGAGAUUUGCUGAUGUUCUAAAUCAAUAUGAGCUUGCCUCUGCUGUCUUUUAUCAAGCUGACCAAGAGAGAUCUAACCUUGUACUGCACGAGACAUCUGCAAAGUCACUUGUUGCUGAAGCAACUAGUAAUUCUGAGAAAACUCGUGCAUCAUAUGAAAUUCAGUCCCGGGAGUUUUCUCAAGCAAAGGCUUUGGUUGCCGAGAAAUCUCAAGAAGCAGCUACUUGGAUUGAGCAACAUGGAAGAAUCCUUGAUGCGUUACGUAGCAAUUUAAUCCCAGAAAUAAAUGCCCACAUGGAAUUGAGCAGCAUGCAAGAAGCUUUAUCUCUUUUGUCUGCUGUCCAGGUGGCAGGGGUUCCAUUGACUAUUGUUCCUGAGCCUACGCAAGUACAAUGCCGUGAUAUAGACAGGGAAGUUUCUGACCUAGUAUCUGAACUAGAUGUUGGACUCUCAUCUGCCCUUACAGCGCUUCAGUUAUAUUCUUUGGCUUUGCAAAGAAUUCUACCACUGAACUACCUUACAACCAGUGCAGUGCAUGGCUGGGCACAAGUUUUGCAGCUCUCUAUCGGUGCCCUGUCUUCUGAUAUCCUUUCCCUUACAAGAAGACAGGCUGCUGAACUUAUUGCUAAGAGUCAUGGGAUUAAUCUGGGUCCUGUCAAACACAGUCACAAUGAUCUGUGUCUUCAAGUAGAGAAUUAUGCAUUGAAGAUAGAGAGACUUGAAGAAGAGCGUGUUGAGCUGGAGAAUUCUAUUGGCUUUGAGACUGAGUCAAAAGCUAAGGACCGUCUCCUGUCUGCUUUUAUGAAAUACAUGCAGUCUGCUGGUCUUGGAAGGAAAGAAGAUGCUAAUUCUCCUAUUCAAUCAGGACAACCAAAACACGAUGGAACAAAAGAUAAUAGAUUACGAGAGGAGCUGGAGGAGAAGAGGGAGAGGGUAUUAUGUGUUCUGAAUAUUGCGGUCAGUUCCCUGUAUAAUGAGGUCAAGCACAGGUUGCUUGAAAUUUUUAGUAAUUCCACUGGAGGAGGUAGUGCAAAGAAUAGAUUGCAGUAUGAUUUUGAUUCUGUUUUCUGUGAGUUUGAAGAGCAAGUAGAGAAAUGUAUGCUUGUAGCAGGGUUUGUUAGCGAGCUGCGCCAAUUGAUUGGUACACCUAGUGUAGAUCCUGAUAAAGAUGAUCCAGAAUUGUAUCAUGAGAAUAAUUGGGCUUCAAUUUUUAAAGCAAGUUUACAGUCCUGUAAGAACUUAAUUGACCAAAUGACUGAAGUGGUUCUUCCGGACAUGAUGAAAUCAGUAGUGUCUUUGGAUUCCGAGGUCAUGGAUGCAUUUGGAUCAAUUUCACAAAUUUGGGGUUCUAUUGAUUCAGCACUAGAGCAGUUUCUGGAGAUUAAAAUGGAGAGGGCGUCCUUGGUUGAACUGGAGCAGAACUACUUUAUUAAGGUUGGCCUUAUUACUGAGCAGCAAUUGGCUCUCGAAGAAGCAGCUGUCAAAGGCAGGGAUCAUCUGUCCUGGGAAGAGGCAGAGGAGCUUGCCUCCCAAGAAGAAGUGUGUAGAGCACAGCUGAAUCAACUUCAUCAAACAUGGAACCAGAGGGAUGUGCGCACUUCUUCUCUCAUUAAAAGAGAAGCUGAUAUAAAGAAUGCCAUAAUUUUAUCUGAACGUCAGUUUCAAUCUCUAGUUGGUUCUGAAGAGGAAAGGGCGAUCCAUGUUCUGGGAACCAAGGCAAUAUUAACUACCCUAAUUAAGCCCUUUUCUGAAAUGGAAUCAAUUGAUAGAGCUUUCUCUUCAAUCGGAAGUUCCUUUUCUUCUCAGUCAAAUGGGAUUUCCGAAAUUGCAGAUUUUUUGAAUUCUGGACACCCAAUAUCUGAAUAUAUUUGGAAGUUUGAUAAAUUAUUAUAUAGCCAGUCUUUCUUUGUUUGGAAACUAGGCGUUGUUGAUUCUUUUCUUGACUCGUGCAUACAUGAUGUCUCUUCAUCCGUGGAUAAAAAUUUUGGGUUUGACCAGCUCUUCUCUCUGUUAAAGAGAAAGCUGAAGAUGCAACUUCAAGAACACAUUGGUAAAUACUUGAAAGAACGAGUUGCUCCGACUUUAUUGUCCUGCUUAGACAAAGAGAAUGAACGUUUGAAGCAACUGACAGAGGCAACAAAAGAACAUGCUCUUGAUCAAGUGAAAAAGGAUAUGGGGCUUGUAACAAGGGUGCAACAUAUGCUCGAGGAAUACUGUAAUACUCAUGAAACUGCAAGAGCGGCAAGGUCAGCUGCUUCUCUUAUGAAAAGGCAAGUGAAAGAGCUCAGGGAGGCUCUUCACAAGGCUGGCCUAGAGAUUGUUCAGAUGGAGUGGAUGCACGAUGUUAAUUUGACUCCUUCACAUAACAGCAGAAUUAUAUUUCAAAAGUUUCUUGCCGGUGAUGAUAGUUUAUAUCCUAUUGUUAUAAACUUUAGCAGGCCUAAAUUGCUGGAAACAAUACAAUCUGCUAUGUCGAAGAUAGCCAGGUGUAUGGAUUGUCUGCAAGCUUGUGAACGAACUUCUCUUACUGCUGAAGGGCAGCUUGAGAGAGCAAUGGGGUGGGCAUGUGGCGGGCCAAACUCCAGUGCAACAGGCAACGCUUCCAGCAAAACCUCUGGAAUUCCUCCUGAAUUCCAUAAUCAUCUAAUGAGGCGGAGGAAACUGCUUUGGGAAGCUAGAGAAAAGGCAUCAGAUAUUAUCAAAAUUUUCAUGUCAAUAUUGGAGUUUGAAGCUUCAAGGGAUGGCAUUUUUCGAUUUCCUGGAGAGAUUUAUCCUUUUAGGACUGGUAGUGAUGGCAGGACGUGGCAGCAAGCUUACUUGAACGCACUAACAAGAUUGGAUAUUACUUACCAUUCUUUUGCACGUGCUGAACAAGAAUGGAAGCAUGCACAAAGCACCGUGGAAGCUGCUUCCAGUGGCUUGUAUUCUGCAACCAAUGAACUUUGCGUCGCCUCUCUCAAAGCAAAGUCAGCUUCAGGUGAUUUACAAAGCACAAUACUUGCUAUGAGGGAUAGUGCAUAUGGAGCCAGUGUGGCACUAGGAGCAUAUGGUCGUGUUUCAAGAAAUCAUACGGCUUUGACUUCUGAAUGUGGUUCCAUGCUUGAAGAGGUCCUUGCAAUAACCGAAGAUCUACAUGAUGUUCAUAGUUUGGGAAAGGAGGCGGCCGGAGUACAUCGCUCUCUUAUGGAAGAUCUUACAAAGGGAAAUUCGGUUCUGCUUCCACUUGAAACAUUGUUGUCUAAAGAUGUAGCUGCUAUGACGGAUGCUUUGGCUAGGGGAAGAGAGACCAAGAUGGAAAUAUCUCCUCUUCAUGGGCAAGCCAUAUAUCAUUCUUAUUGUUUGAGAAUUAAGGAGGCUUGCCAUAACUUGAAGCCAUUGGUACCAUCAAUUACGUCGUCUGUGAAAGGACUGUACUCUCUGUUGAUCAGGCUUGCACAAACUGCAAGUUUCCAUGCUGGAAAUCUUCAUAAAGCUCUUGAAGGACUGGGAGAAAGCCAGGAAGUAAAAUCACAAGGAAUAAAUCUGUCAAGGUCAGAUCUUGCUGUUGAUGCUACUGAAUUUAAUGACAAGGAGAGAGAGGACGUCUCCGAAUCAAAUGCUGGGAAUGCCAAAGAUGUUCUUUCCAUUGCUGGACUUUCUUUUGAAGAUAAUGGUUGGAUAUCUCCACCAGACAGUAUCUGCAGUAGUAGCAGUUCAGAAUCUGGCAUUACCUCACCUGAAGCAAGUUUUCCAGGGAGCUUUAAUGAUCAAGAUAUUGAGAUAGGCCCCCUUUCACAAGAGGCCAGCAGCAGAGAUACGCCAGGUUAUCAGAAUUCUGCCCCUGUAGGUCAGACUGACAAUCAAGAAAAUCCACCUUCUGGGCCGUCAGAGUCUAGUAUUGCAGAGCUUGGUAACAUCUAUGCAGGUUCGUUGAAUUCAGCAACUAAUCAACCGAGUGAAUGUCCGAGAGCCAUGGCGUUGCCAAGUGAUGAAUCUGUAAUUGCUGCUCCUGAUUCUUUGCUUCCAAUGAGUAGGAAUUCAGAGGAGGGAGUUAUGAACCACGAUGAAAUAUCCUCACUGAACAAGGUUAAGAUCAGAGACGAAGAUCGUGAGGCUCCUUUCCCUAAUACAAAUGCUGGUGGUCGCAUUGGUAGGGACAAAAAUGCUUACGCAAUAUCAGUCUUAAGGCGGGUCGAGAUGAAGCUAGAUGGUCGAGAUAUUGCUGACAGAGAAAUUAGUAUCUCGGAGCAGGUGGAUUAUCUACUCAAGCAAGCCACUAGCAUAGACAACCUUUGCAACAUGUAUGAAGGUUGGACGCCAUGGAUUUGAACAUGUGAACUUGGCGUCCAUUUGGUAUCCACAAUGGUCUUUAAACAGAAUACAGUCAGGUACUGGAAGAGUUUCAUGCACUUUCAUGGUGCUGACGCCUUUUUGCGGCAUUUUAUCCACUUCCAUGAAGACAACAUGGUUUGGUAAACCCUUUGCCCGUGAAGUAUGGAAGCUACCGCACCAAUUGGCUCCAGCACAAUUUCUUUUCCAUCUUGGCUUCACAUUCUAUGGUUCCCUCUCACAACAUGAGGCCAUGUCCAUUGAGAAAUGUACUAUGUGGGCCCCUCUAGACUGUGCUGUCCAAGCCCAAACGUGCUCUAUUUGGUUCCAAGCAAGCAUGUGGAGUAGUGAUAUUGCUGUUUCACAUGCAAGUUUGAGCUCUGAAGCAGGCCAGGACACAUUUCCAAACAUAACAAGGCUUCGGCAUUAAAGUGGGACAAGAGUUUGAAGUGUUACAUGCUUUGAAGAAGAUUUGUUAUUGGCAACUUCGUUGGUAUGUGGUCAUUACAUUGCAUUCUGGAGGUUUCUACUUUCGAUCAAAGACAGAUGAUGAUCAGCAAAUAGGUCCAAAUUGUAAAUUUGGUCGUUGCAAUACGAGGGCUGUAUAUACCUGAAGUUUCUCGACUAAAACUUAGGAGUCGGCGCUAUGUUGCUUUUCGGAUGAAUAUUUUUGUUAUCAAUAAAUAAUACUUUUUUUUUUCCCCUUUUGUAGCAUCUGGAGACUGGCUUUGCUAACAGUAUCCUUUUUUUUUAAUUCUCUUUCUUGUAUGCAUGAUG